CUUUUCUGAUUUUUCCGAGUGAUGACGUUAUUGUGAUCUCUAUUAAAGUGUCUUGACUGAGGUACUUAUGAAGCGCAAAUUAUGUGUGACACCAUCGUUCACGUGUGACGACGAUAUGGAGGAGUUGAAUGUGGCAGCUUUGUCACGCCGGAAAGAGUCCGCGGCGCCGCUGACAGCAGAGAGGGAUGGUGCGAUUUUCCGCCACCCUCUCUCGUAUCCCCUCGCCUUGGUGCUGCGACUUCGGGUUUUGCAGAUUGUAUGCGGUAUAUCAACCUUGGUGAUGGGAAGCGUGGCGUUCAUCGAAGAGCGGCAAAAAUUCAACAUGGGGCUGGGCAUACCAGCUGGAAGCCUCAGUAUAUUAGCAGCAGCCGUGUCAAUACAUACUUCACGAGGCUGGGGCGUAUCCAGCGGUGCCAGUGCGGGUAUAGCAGCUGCGAUCCUGUGGGCAGCUUCCGGUUGCCUACUCAUUGCCUUGAUAGUGCAGUGCUUGAGGACUAUACUCGAUCCGCCUGGAUUCAAUCACGGGGAUGGACCUGACGAAGAAGCGAAGCCGUCAUCACGCGAUCUGGUUGUCAUAGCGUCCGUGCAAAUCGCUCUCGCUGCCGCUACGCUCCUGAGCGCGGUUGUUUGCGCGCGGAUCGAUUGCAGCGCAUGA
This is a messenger RNA of Pararge aegeria (speckled wood butterfly), 655 nucleotides long. RefSeq lists its product as uncharacterized. The coding region runs from base 68 to 655 and encodes 195 amino acids. The transcript is spliced from 6 exons. Lineage: Eukaryota; Metazoa; Arthropoda; Insecta; Lepidoptera; Nymphalidae. The record is from RefSeq and is a predicted model, not a curated record.